Molecule: messenger RNA, 1052 nt
Organism: Gastrolobium bilobum
Lineage: Eukaryota; Viridiplantae; Streptophyta; Magnoliopsida; Fabales; Fabaceae
Product: calcineurin B-like protein 1
Exons: 9
Coding region: 270-911 (213 amino acids)
Biological process (GO): calcium-mediated signaling
Molecular function (GO): calcium ion binding; kinase binding
Source: RefSeq, a predicted model, not a curated record
UUUCGCCGUUAACGUUUCCAACUUUACUUUUCAGUUGAGGGAGUUUCCGACAAGAACAGCGUGAAUCUCUAAUAUAUAUACAUAUAUAUGACACAUUACGCUUUUUUUCUCCCUCUAGAACUCCGUGUCUCCCACUUUCUCUCUCCUCGAGCUCUUGUUCCCAUCGCCAUACUCACUCAAAUGCUAGUUUUCUAGGACUGAGUUUUCAAGUGGGGGAGCUCUGAGCACUGGUCCUGUGCCGUGCUUCCUUGCCUGCAUUUCCUCCAUAAAUGGGCUGUUUCAACUCUAAGGCAACAAGUCAGUUUCCUGGGCAGGUGGAUCCAGUAAUUCUUGCAUCACAAACAGCCUUCACUGUCAGUGAGGUUGAAGCCCUGUUCGAGCUUUUUAAGAGCAUCAGCAGUUCUGUUGUUGAUGAUGGACUAAUAAGCAAGGAAGAAUUUCAAUUGGCGAUCUUCAAGAAUAGGAAAAAGGAGAAUAUCUUUGCUAAUCGGAUCUUUGAUCUAUUUGAUGUCAAGAGGAAGGGAGUCAUUGAUUUUGAUGACUUUGUUAAAUCUCUCAACGUCUUCCACCCAAAUGCACCACUAGAAGACAAGAUAGAUUUUUCAUUUAGGCUUUAUGAUUUGCACAAUACUGGCUUUAUAGAGCGCCAAGAGGUCAAGCAAAUGUUAAUUGCGCUUCUUUGUGAGUCUGAAAUGAAGUUGGCAGAUGAGGUGAUAGAAACAAUUCUUGACAAAACUUUCUUAGAUGCUGACCUGAACCAAGAUGGGAAAAUAGACCUGGUCGAGUGGCAGAAGUUUGUUUCUGAGAAUCCAUCACUGCUAAAAAUCAUGACCCUACCCUAUCUGAGUGAUAUAACAACUGCUUUCCCAAGUUUUGUAUUCAACUCUAACGUGGAUGAAGUUGCUGCUUGAAAGCACCAAGCUUUAGGUUAUGCAAUUAGUGAGAAAGUUUGGUGUAUUUAUAAGAGACAGAGAUGAAGUAAUAGAUGCCAUGCAUGAUGUAGUUAGCCUUUCUCAGUAAGUUGUAAAUCACAUUCUCAUUAAAAUUUUCCA